AUGACCACUGGGAAGGGAUGUAUCGCUUACAUCCAAAAAGGGAAUCCCUCUCCCUUCCCGUAUAUGGUUUCUCCCAUAAGAGAACGGGAAGGGAAAGGGAGGUUUAAGAGGAAAGGGAUGCCCACUUUGACGUGUAAUGUCACCAAAGACUCUUUGGACAGAUUUGGUGACGAUUUGUGUGAAUAUGUGUUGUCUUUCCUAUCACUUGAAGAGAGUGCAUAUCACAACUGCAAUCAUUACGUGAACUAUUCAUACGAUUCGGUCGUUUAUCGGACCACAAAAUGAAUUGUUUUCCCGCAGUUAUGGAGGGUUUCACACAAAUCGGACUCAAACCUCAGUAUUUGAAACGUCUGUCCAUUCAUUUUGACUAUAAUUCUUAUAAAAAAAUACCCAUUAAUGGCAAUGAAGUCAAACAACUCCUACACUGCAUUCGUAAGUUCUAUAAACGGUUGACACGUUUGGAAGUUUUAGGCGAUUUUUAUGGGGGAUGGGGGGUGAGGGACUUUGUUUUACCGCCACUUGAUUUCACUUGCGGUCAACAAUGGAAACGUAUCACACAUUUAACGCUCCGUUUUAAUGUCAAUCACAAAGUUAUCGCGGAUAUUGUGAAAUGCUUUCCAAACAUUCAGUACUUAACACUUGAAAUGAAGGAUAAAAUUGAUGACAGAAUAUUGAAUACAAUAUCGGAAUUACGGAAUAUUCUGUACAUUAAGUUGUAUUUUAACGCUAACACUAAGAAAAUAAGAAAUAAUAAUAAGAC
This is a messenger RNA of Oppiella nova, 760 nucleotides long. The record is from the annotation of a GenBank genome assembly. NCBI's taxonomy places the organism in Eukaryota, Metazoa, Arthropoda, Arachnida, Sarcoptiformes, Oppiidae.